Branchiostoma belcheri (Belcher's lancelet) is the source of this 2321-nucleotide messenger RNA. RefSeq names its product zinc finger protein 76-like. Gene Ontology annotation, molecular function: RNA polymerase II cis-regulatory region sequence-specific DNA binding; DNA-binding transcription factor activity, RNA polymerase II-specific. The transcript has 9 exons. NCBI's taxonomy places the organism in Eukaryota, Metazoa, Chordata, Leptocardii, Amphioxiformes, Branchiostomatidae. Gene Ontology annotation, cellular component: transcription regulator complex; PcG protein complex. The record is from RefSeq and is a predicted model, not a curated record. Gene Ontology annotation, biological process: regulation of transcription by RNA polymerase II. The coding region runs from base 364 to 2124 and encodes 586 amino acids.
UGUAUGAUCUUUUCUGACCUGUCUGAUAGAAAUAAUAAGAAGCAACAUAUUAAUUUAUCUCCGACAUUUCCGAUGAAGCAAAAUCAGGUUUCAUUUGGUCAUACAAAAACAAGCAUGCCGUUGGCGGAGUGAUACAAUUUUCAUACCCUGGGAGGGGGACUCGCCCUCCCACCCUUCGGUACACCAUAAUAUUCUGGCAGACCAUAAUAGUUGUCCUGGUCCCUCGAAUUUUGGAGCGAAACUUCCCACGUGUCCUUCAGACAUGAAACAAACACGGACUCUGGUAGCAAGAUUCCACGGUUGUUUUUGACACGUGAUUUAAGUCAGUAUACUUCACCGGAGUUACUCCUUACUUCUGUGACAAUGGAAAUGCAACAAGCUGUAGAAAAGGACAAUGUAACUAUUGAAGAAGGAGAUGGUGAGAAGGGUGUUCAAAUUGUGCUAUCUGCAGAAGGACAGAAAAUGCACCAGUUUACAAUCAGGACCCUCAGUAGCCUUGUGGAUGGAGCAUCAGGGACCCAAGAACAAACAGGAUUUGAAUGUUUAGAUCCCCAGUUCACGCAGAGUUCACUACCAGCUGCCAGCAGCUCAGUACCAGAGCUUGGAGCUACGUCUGUUGCCACCACCCUUUCUGCUCAAGGAGAGGAAAAAGUUGUCCUGUGUAGAGAGGCAGUGUUAGCCAAUGACAGUGUAGUUGAUGAUGCUGUGGAACAGCCAACCAAAGUGGAUGACACUGUUUAUGCGACAGUUGGGGUCAGGGAACAGUCCUCCCCUGUACAAGUUGUGGACAUGAACACUGGACUUGUAGUGGUGAACCUACCCAACCCUCUGGUGGUUCUGAACCCUGGGCUGCAAAAGUCAUCUGACAAUCUAACAGACAGUCAGCAUACAAAUAUGGCAGCCUUACUCAGGAUUCAAGCCAUGGCACAGGCUGGCCAGAUGUCCAACACACAGUAUAUGGCUCCCUUGCCCAAACCAGCAGCUAAACCUGUGCAUGCAUGUAGCCAUGAGUUCUGUGGGAAGAAGUUCACCUCCUCCAGUCACCUGAAGUACCAUGAGAUGUCCCAUACAGGAGAGAGGCUCCUCAAGUGUCAGGCAGUGGGAUGUGACAGAACCUUCACCUGGCCUGCACAUCUCAAGUACCACAUGAAGACUCACACUGGUGAGCGCCAGUACAGGUGUCCAGCUGAGGGCUGUGACAGCACCUUCUACACACCACAGAGACUCAGGGUUCAUGUGAGAACACACACGGGGGAGAGACCCUUCAGGUGUACAGAGGAGGGGUGUGGCAAGGCCUUUACAACAGCACAGAACCUGCGUAAUCACACACGCACCCAUACAGGUGAGCGGCCCUUUGCGUGUCAGCAUGAGGGCUGUAACAAACGGUUCACAGAGUACUCCAGCCUCAAGAAGCACCAGAACACUCACACAGGAGAGCGUCAAUAUGCCUGUGAGGUGUGUGGGAAGCAGUUCACCCAGAGCGGCAGCCGUAAUACUCAUAGAAGAAAACACCAGCUGUUUGCCAUCCAGGCAGGAGAGAUGGAGUCCAGUGAGCUGUUAGGCCAGCGCACAGUUUCUGAGGACAUGGGACUUAGCCUGGGCCUCAGGCAGACUGAGGACAUCUUGGGGAUGCAGGGGCUAGAUGAUUCUGAGUCUGCAGAGGACAGUGCUGUGUUCAGCCACCCCAGCAGUGACAACAUCGUGACAGUCACCACACAGCUGCCUGACAAGAGUCAGGAGGCUGAUCAGCUGUGUCUCUCUCACAACCUCAUGACAGCAGAGCCACAAGGAUUGCCCCAGAGUUCUACACUGUCUCAGUCUUCCACAGCAAAUGUAGUGGUGGUUGCCCAACCAGAGGCUAUAGCUUCCAUGGCAACAGGGGCAUCUAGUUACCAUGGCAACCAUUCGGUUUCGUCUGAGGCCCUGGCUUAUGGUACAGGGCUUCUCCAGUCUGAACUGUCAGCCAUGACGCAGAACAUGGAGGUGACUGAGGACUCCCACUCUGACAAGAGCACUCCCACUGUGGAACAGAUGUUAGACAAGGGGAACAGGCAGGACAGGGGGGGUCAGUCUGGUCAGGCAGAGAUGGUCAGCAAGACUGAUGCUGAAGGUCCAGAUUCAUGAGGACUAAUUUCAAUCAUGUAAAUUUGAAGGCUAUGUUGUGUGAAGUACAUGUAACUGAUAACAUGUGCGCAUGUCUUUUCAGACAAUUCCCAUGGAGUUUGUAAGAUAGAAUGCAUCAUAGAGGGUCUGCAUGCCCUUUUUCGUUAACCGUUAUGGGCUAUUUCAAUUUACCGUUAAUCGUUGCCGGCCCGCUCUAA